Notodromas monacha is the source of this 483-nucleotide messenger RNA. The record is from the annotation of a GenBank genome assembly. NCBI's taxonomy places the organism in Eukaryota, Metazoa, Arthropoda, Ostracoda, Podocopida, Cyprididae.
AUGCCGUUCGAAACUUCGUCGCUUUCGGCGCCACCUCGGGUGCGAGGGAUCUUCUUGGUGCUGGUUGUGGUGUGCGGGCAUCUGUGGCCGAGUCGAGUCGCGAUGGCGGCGCCGUUGCCGUUGCGAAACACCAACAACAAUGGAGCCGAUGCCGGCAGCGGAGAAGAGGAGGAGCUAGCAACGGGGGGCUCGGCGGGAUUGGGCGGCAGUGGCGUCGGCGACGAGCGCGUGGCCCGUUGGAUCAAUCCCUGCCGGGCCGUGUCCGACCCGGACCUGUUGGGCCCCGCCGAGGCGGCGGCGGACGUGCAAGUUGUGCGUCCCAUCCGCAUCUCCGCCUCCACUGCUCUCAACUUUGCGGAGGAGUUUCGCGAUGAAUACCCCGGGGAUCGCGUUCCGGGAAUUUUUGGCGUCGUUUUGCGCCCAGAGGCCGGAUCUGAUCGUGGGAACGAGAACUGGAAACAUUCCGACGGGGUUCUUGAUUGA